Molecule: messenger RNA, 2016 nt
Organism: Puma concolor (puma)
Lineage: Eukaryota; Metazoa; Chordata; Mammalia; Carnivora; Felidae
Source: RefSeq, a predicted model, not a curated record
AUGGAAGAGAUGGAAGAAGAGUUAAAAUGCCCUGUGUGCGGCUCCUUCUAUCGGGAGCCCAUCAUCCUGCCCUGCUCUCACAAUUUAUGUCAAGCGUGCGCCCGCAACAUCCUGGUACAGACCCCGGAGUCUGAGUCCCCCCAGAGCCGUCGGGCCUCGGGCUCUGGGGUCUCCGACUAUGACUAUCUGGACCUGGACAAGAUGAGCCUGUACAGCGAAGCAGACAGCGGCUAUGGUUCCUACGGGGGCUUCGCCAGUGCCCCCACUACGCCGUGCCAGAAGUCCCCCAACGGCGUCCGCGUGUUCCCGCCGGCUAUGCCGCCACCGGCCACCCAUCUGUCACCGGCCUUGGCCCCGGUGCCCCGCAACUCCUGUAUCACCUGUCCCCAGUGCCACCGCAGCCUCAUACUGGAUGACCGGGGGCUCCGCGGCUUCCCCAAGAACCGCGUCCUGGAAGGGGUAAUUGACCGCUACCAACAGAGCAAAGCCGCAGCCCUCAAGUGCCAGCUCUGCGAGAAGGCGCCUAAGGAGGCCACCGUCAUGUGCGAACAGUGCGAUGUCUUCUACUGCGAUCCGUGCCGCCUGCGCUGCCACCCGCCCCGAGGGCCCCUAGCCAAGCACCGCCUGGUGCCCCCGGCCCAGGGCCGCGUGAGCCGGCGGCUGAGCCCGCGCAAGGUAUCCACCUGCACAGAUCACGAGCUGGAGAACCACAGCAUGUAUUGCGUGCAGUGCAAGAUGCCUGUGUGCUACCAGUGCUUGGAGGAGGGCAAACACUCCAGCCACGAAGUCAAAGCUCUGGGGGCCAUGUGGAAACUGCACAAGAGCCAGCUCUCCCAGGCGCUGAACGGACUGUCAGACAGGGCCAAAGAAGCCAAGGAGUUUCUGGUGCAGCUCCGCAACAUGGUCCAACAGAUCCAGGAGAACAGUGUGGAGUUCGAGGCUUGCCUAGUGGCCCAGUGUGAUGCCCUCAUCGACGCCCUCAACAGAAGGAAAGCCCAGCUGCUCGCACGUGUCAACAAGGAGCAUGAGCACAAGCUGAAGGUGGUUCGAGAUCAGAUCUCUCACUGCACAGUGAAAUUGCGCCAGACCACAGGUCUCAUGGAGUACUGCUUGGAGGUCAUUAAGGAAAAUGAUCCCAGUGGCUUUUUACAGCUCAACAGAAACCAGGGUCACACUAAUUUCUGUUUAGCUUCCUCUCCAGUCCCAGCAACCCCCAUCCUGCAGCUGGAGGAGUGUUGCACUCACAACAACAGCGCCACACUGUCCUGGAAACAGCCACCUCUGUCCACGGUGCCUGCGGAAGGCUACAUUCUGGAGCUGGAUGACGGCAACGGUGGUCAGUUUCGGGAAGUGUAUGUUGGAAAGGAGACGAUGUGCACCGUGGACGGUCUUCACUUCAACAGCACAUACAACGCUCGCAUCAAGGCCUUCAACAAAACAGGAGUCAGCCAGUACAGCAAGACCCUGGUCCUCCAAACGUCUGAGGUGGCCUGGUUUGCUUUUGACCCCGGCUCGGCACACUCUGACAUCAUCUUCUCCAAUGACAACCUGACUGUGACCUGCAGCAGCUACGAUGACCGGGUGGUGCUGGGGAAGACCGGCUUCUCCAAGGGCGUCCACUACUGGGAGCUAACUGUAGACCGCUAUGACAACCACCCUGACCCUGCCUUCGGCGUGGCUCGCAUCGACGUGAUGAAGGAUGUGAUGUUAGGAAAGGACGACAAAGCUUGGGCAAUGUAUGUGGACAAUAACCGGAGCUGGUUCAUGCACAACAACUCGCACACCAACAGAACUGAGGGAGGAAUCACCAAGGGGGCCACCAUCGGGGUGCUCCUCGACUUAAAUCGGAAAACCUUGACAUUUUUUAUCAACGACGAACAGCAGGGGCCCAUAGCCUUCGAGAACGUGGAAGGCCUGUUCUUCCCGGCCGUCAGCCUGAACAGGAACGUGCAGGUCACGCUUCACACCGGGCUCCCAGUCCCCGACUUCUACUCCAGCAGAGCAUCAAUAGCCUAA